This is a messenger RNA of Coregonus clupeaformis (lake whitefish), 1151 nucleotides long. It is a transcript of the gene gstr, whose product is annotated as glutathione S-transferase rho. The transcript is spliced from 6 exons. Lineage: Eukaryota; Metazoa; Chordata; Actinopteri; Salmoniformes; Salmonidae. The record is from RefSeq and is a predicted model, not a curated record. Gene Ontology annotation, biological process: L-phenylalanine catabolic process; glutathione metabolic process. Bases 140 to 820 code for a protein of 226 amino acids. Gene Ontology annotation, cellular component: mitochondrion. Gene Ontology annotation, molecular function: maleylacetoacetate isomerase activity; glutathione transferase activity.
AAUCACUACGGACUCCUUCAGCAACUCAACCAAGCUGUCUCCAACUUUCGCAUCUGUCUCCAACUUUCGCAUCUGUCUCCAACUUUCGCAUCUGUCUCCAACUUUCGCAUCUGUCUUUUUUGCGGUCGAGUUUACAAUCAUGGCCAAGGACAUGACACUUCUCUGGGGCUCCGGCUCUCCUCCGUGCUGGCGUGUCAUGAUCGCUCUGGAGGAGAAGAAACUGCAGGGAUACAAUCAGAAACUUCUGUCCUUCGAGAAAGGAGAGCACAAGUCUAAAGAAGUCCUGGACAUCAAUCCCAGAGCACAGCUCCCUGCUUUCAAACACGGAGACAACAUACUCAACGAGUCGUAUGCAGCGUGCAUGUACCUGGAGAGCCAGUUCAGGUCCCAGGGAGCCCAGUUGAUUCCUGGGGGACAAGCAGAGCAGGCCCUGAUGUACCAGCGCAUGUUUGAGGCCCUCAGCCUCAUUGACAAACUCUCUAAUGUCAUCUACUACAACUACCGUGUCCCUGAGGGAGAGAGACAUGACUCUGCGAUCAAGAGGAACAAGGAGAACCUGACCACUGAAAUCAAACUGUGGGAGGGAUACUUUCAGAAGAUGGAGGCGGGUUCUUACCUGGCAGGAAAAGCCUUCUCAUUGGCUGAUGUUAUAGUCUUCCCUGUGAUUGCUUACGCCUUCCGCUUUGGGCUGUCUGCAGAGCGCUACCCCAAACUGGGAGCGUACUACGCAAUGCUGAAGGACAGACCCAGUGUUAAAGCUACCUGGCCCCCACACUGGCUGGAAAACCCUCAGGUGGGGGAUGCGCUCAGGGAGUUCUGAGACUCACACCUACUCAGGAACACGCAUAUUAUCUUAAUCUAUGUAUCCUUUAUGUCACGAUUGUAACUGAAAGACAAAGGUUCCUUUUUUAUGCCGGUUUCUUCAGAUGAGUGUCAGUCAAGUAGUUUUCCACCAAGCGAACACCACCAUUUUUUUUUUGCGUUUGCCUUUUUUUGGUGGUUUUGUAACAAACAAGUGCUGUUUUUAUAACAUUAAACACCGUGUUUUUUUUUUAACAUGGCUUUAUAAUACCAGUAUGUCUCCAAUAUCAUUCAGGGGUCUUGUGUGUGUGUGUGUGUGUGUGGAAUUAAAAUCAUACCAAACACUGCUA